UCGUUGUUGUUUAUUUCAAGUGACUGAAAUGUAAAAAAUGACACAAACCUGAAGAGUAAAAUGCAUCGUUGAGCGGUCCCGGAUAUCCCUGUAUUUACAAACACACUAAGCUAGCGCUGCUGUAUUUUUAUCCAGCAGGGAGCUAAUGCGCGGUGCUAAGGAGAUACUACCUGACGGCGUAAAGACGCUCUAACAGAUUUCCCUGAUAAGUAAGGCGAGGCUGUGAAGUGGGUCAGUCAUGCUUGAGACUACUACGGCGGGUGAAAACCGCCUUGACGGCCCUGAAAGUGACGCGAAGCAGCCUCCGAGCACCGCAACAACGGAAUACUGCGCAAAGUUGCAGCAGUGGAUGUGGCAGUAUUACUGGGGGUAUUCCAAUUGGCAGAACUGGGUGUCUCUUUCCGCCUUCCCCUUCCCUCCUCCGUGCUGUUUUCCUCCGCCGGGGACAUGCUCUCAGAUACCGGGUACAACUGCAUCGACAUCCGCCGGUGCGCAGCUAGGUUUUGACACGCUAAACCGUUACAGUUACCCCUAUCCCCUCACUUUCCCCGCAUCCUACCCCCACCCAGCUGGUGCCCACACAGAGCAGAACUCAGCUACUGAUGCCCGGACAGCCCAGCAGCAGAAUGGGAGUCCACCUCAGACAGGACGGGAGUACAUUAUCCCCUCUCCCCUCCAGAGGUUCCUGGCUGAGACAGUUGACUUCUUCAUCCUGUUUUGUGUGAAGGCCACCAUUGUGCUGUGGAUCAUGCAUCUGAGUGGGAUGAAGGACAUUACCAAGUUCAUUACCCACUUCAUCGUGGAGGAGAUAGAUGAGAACACGUCUAUGGAAGACCUGCAGAAGAUGAUGGCUGUAGCUCUGGUCUACAGGGUGCUGGUGUGCGUCUAUGAGACUAUCUGCAUUUGGGGUGCUGGUGGUGCCACGCCAGGGAAGUUCCUGCUGGGCCUGCGCGUGGUGACGUGUGACACAUCCACUUUGGUCCGACCAAACCGAGUCCUUGUAGUCCCGGCAUCUAAUGUCUCCCUCUCUGCCUCGGCAGUGCGGGCACUAAAUAAGAACUUCUCCAUUGCCUUCCUCUUUCCCGUCUUCAUCACUCUCCUCUUCUUCCAGCACAACAGGACUGUGUAUGACAUUGUGGCAGGGACCAUUGUGGUCCAGCGCAGAGGCAGAUAGCCCCUCCUCAGGCAGCAGACUCUCUUAUCCUGACAGGGUGCGGAGUGUCUUACAUUUAAACCAGAUACAAAUGAACCUACUUUGACAAAAGCAAUGCAUUAGCCCAUUUCUUCACUGGAUCAAUCAAGGACUGAAACGGCACUUUAAUAUUGGAUGCAUGCAGGUUUCCACCUGGUUCUUGAAUUCACAAGAAUCAUUUUUUAAAAACAGUUUAACAACUAAUAAGAUGUCAGGAACACUUUAACGUAUUGUAAUGUUUGUGUUUCAAACAAGUUAAUACUGAUAUUUAUGUUUGUGUUUGAUUUAGUUAUUAAUCUUCAACAACAAGUGAUGAAUGACCGUCAGAAUCAUUUCAUACUCAGAAAAGAGUUCUUCACACAGGGCUGUAAAGCUGGAUUAAGCAUUAUUGGGUGUUUGUUAUUUUCUUUAAGGUGAUAAUGUUGAAUUUAAAUGUUUGGUUUGCUAAAGAUUUCUUCUGUUACAUUCUGAAUAUUCUUGAGCACUCUGUGAAGAAAAACAAAUACCAGGCUUAUUUAUAUCCAUUUUUUGUGCCUAUGGAUAUUUUGAUGAAGAAGUAUUGUUUUGUUGUUCAAAAUAGCUUUUCAGUCCCCGGUGUAUGAGGUUCAAACACGAGAAAGUGUGUUUGUGUAUUCCCUGCUCAUAUUUCUCUCUUCUGACUUGUGACUCAGGGCAACUGUUUAGCAUCAGAUCGAAUGCCACGGCACAUGUCAGAUUUCUACUUAUGCAUAAUGUAAAAACUCUUAUGUUAUCAAAGAUUAUUAUCAAUUUAUUCACAUGUCAUAAUGGUGGCUAAACUGACCAGUUUAGAGUUUACUUAAACCCACAGUAUAGCGACUUAUUUACAUGAUUAAUGCAAAGUGUUAAGGCUGCUACCAUUUUUGAUUUAUGUUCUGAAAUACCAAUGCCGUCACUUUUGAAAGACUGAAAUAUAUUGAUAAAAGUAAACAUUUUGCAGAUAAUAUCUGAAUAAACCAGGCACAUUUUGAUGAAAAAUCAUAAACACAACCAUAUGCUGAUCUCGAAUUUACGAAAUAACACUGUUUACCACUAAGGAGGAAGACGUGGAAGAAUAAAUAAAAUAUUUGUAAGCUUC
Molecule: messenger RNA, 2288 nt
Organism: Eleginops maclovinus (Patagonian blennie)
Lineage: Eukaryota; Metazoa; Chordata; Actinopteri; Perciformes; Eleginopidae
Gene: fam8a1a
Product: family with sequence similarity 8 member A1a
Exons: 5
Coding region: 239-1174 (311 amino acids)
Source: RefSeq, a predicted model, not a curated record